CGGCGGCAGGUGAGCGGCGGGCGCGAAUGGCGGAGCAAUGGGAUCUGGACGAGGAGGGCCUCCGCCGCCUGGGGGCGCUGACCCUGGAGCAGUCGGAACUGGUGGAGUCUCUUUCAUUGCAGGGAUCAUAUGUUGGGAAAAUCCAUUCUAUUGGUGAUGCCUUCAGAAAUUUCAAAAAUCUCCGAUCCUUAGAUUUAUCAAGAAAUUUGAUCACUAGCCUAAAGGGCAUUCAGUAUUUAUGUUCACUCCAAGAUCUGAACUUAUAUUAUAACAACAUUCCUUCAUUAGUGGAGGUGUCCCGACUACAACCCUUGCCCUACCUCAAAGAACUAGAUUUGAGACUCAAUCCUGUUGUAAGGAAAGAUACAGAUUACAGGCUUUUUGCCGUGUACACGCUGCAAACUCUGGAAAAACUGGAUGACCGAGCCGUGCGUGAUAGUGAGAGGAAAGCUGCCAAGCUGCAUUUCAGCCAGCUGGGAAACAGGGAAAAUUUCCUUUUAGAGGUAGAAAAAAGCUCUAGGGAGAAGACAAUGAGAAACUGUGUGACAGAUGAGGGCUGUGCAUCAGAGGUCAGUCCUGAGAUUGACACCAGGAUCCAAACAGACUCAAACAAAGGACUUUUUAUUCCCUUCCCCAGCCGGGAAAUAAAGGAUUCAAUAACCAGUACGUCUGCAAGCCAGGGUGGUGGCACACCAGCUCAAAAGUUAGACAUUCGUCCACUGGGAACACAGUUACAGGAAGCAACAAGAGGGGAGACCAGUGACACUCACAAGGAAGAUGGAUUAGAAUUCAGACACUACGUGCCUCAUCAGUCCACAGUCCGAUCUCCAGAGAAGAUGACUAGAGAUGGAUACCGGGUAUCUUUUUUAGACACUAAGUCUUCAGGUUCUUCUCCAGAAAAAGACUUGAUACCAAGACCUGACACAUAUCCAUGUACCCAUGAUGUCUCAUUGGGUAAACGCCUGGACGUGGGUGAUUCUAACCAGAUCCUUCCCUAUCAAUUACCUUCAGAUGUCAGUCUGGACUGUUAUGAUAAUCAUUAUUCUCAAACUCUUUCCCUGCAUGGAAGUCUUGUCAAAAAGCCUCAAAAAAUCAAGAACUACCAAGAAUAUAACAUAAAACCUUCAAAUGACAUAAAAGCCACCUCAUCCCAUUCCUGCGGAGAUUUACUAACUUCUCUGUCAAACCCCGAUUCCAGUACAGGAAGGCUCUUGAAGCUUAGUUCAGAUCUGUAUGCCACAACCCAUUUCAACAGUGACCCUGCUCUGCUGGCCAAUGUAGAACAACAGUUAUCCAGCAGUCUCAGGGAUUUUGCGCCAGCACCUGGUUCUUUCCCAGGCAACCGUGUCCUUGGAAACUCUCUUCGGACACUGCUGUUACCUUCUGGGACUCCAGAAAACAAAGAAAUUCCAACGCAGAGGUCAUUAAGCGGAGGAUUCAAACGGAAGGACAAUGUUCUUGCCAACCUGAAUCUGAAGUGUGGUUUCCAAGAAGCUACAGGCAGCGAGGCGCAACCUCUCUCUAGUGACCUGGGCAGUUUGCGUGGUUUACCAGGAAACCAUAGCCCCCCGAUCUCCGCCAGAACCCCCCAUGUGGCCACUGUCCUCAGACAGCUCCUGGAGCUGGUGGAUAGGCACUGGAAUGGCGCUGGCUCCCUCCUCCUCAACAAGAAGUUUCUUGUUUUUAAGAUUGGCCCAUGUGCCCAACCUGAAUUUUUGGCAGGUCCUGCCAGAGAUUUGCUUCUGUCUUUGGUUGUGCCUGCACCUCCUCAGCAGUAUCGCUCCCAGCUUGAAGACAAGGCAGGGAAAGCCUUCCGCUGGAGGGAGAGUGAGCUAAAGGAAGUGGAGCAGCUGCUUGUUCCUAACGAUGUGGAAAAUUUGAAGCAAAAACUGGUCAAAGUGCUGGAGGAAAACGUGAUUUUGUCAGAAAAAAUUCAGCAGUUGGAGGGAGGUGCUGCCGCCUCAGUUGUGAGUGGGCACCCAUCUCAUUCACACGAUGAUCUUCUGCGCAGGAACCAACAGCUGACCAUACAGGUGGCUUGCCUGAACCAGGAGCUGACUCAGCUGAAAAGGCUGGAGGAGACAGUUGCUCUUCUCCAUGAGAGUCAGAGAUCCCUGGUGGUAACUAAUGAGUAUCUGCUGCAGCAGCUGAACAAAGAGCAAAAAGGUUAUUCCGGGAAAUCGCUCCUGCCUCCCGAGAAAAGUCAUCCUUUGGGGAGAUCCUCGCCCUUUGGGAAAAGCACGCUGUCUUCCUCCUCACCAAUGGCACACGACACGGUUGUUCCAGAGACUCUGAAACAACGUUUGGAGUCUCCUCCUGCCAUAGUGCAACAGUGUCCACUCUGGAGGAGCCCACAGCCUGGUAAGACUCAUGAUGAACCUCAGAGGAUGGCCUAAUGAGAGCGUGGAAGAAGAGCUUGCAGAUUAGGAUGGUUUCAGGGAGAUGAUGGAGAGCCUUCUGGACUAGGAAUGCAGAGUCUGGUAAUCCUUGAGGAAUCAGGAAUCAUGGGUAAGGGACAGAAGUGGGACAUGGUACCCUAAGAGUAUAUGAUAGGACAUCCAUCAGUCCUAGCCUGGAGAGUGCAAUGUCAGGAAAAUGUCUCCAGAGGACAGUCACCCGAAACCUGAGAAUAAACAGGUUACUAGGCAAGCACAGGACCAAGGACGAGAGCAACAGGAAA
Molecule: messenger RNA, 2680 nt
Organism: Myodes glareolus (Bank vole)
Lineage: Eukaryota; Metazoa; Chordata; Mammalia; Rodentia; Cricetidae
Source: RefSeq, a predicted model, not a curated record